Desarmillaria tabescens is the source of this 1137-nucleotide messenger RNA. Its product is annotated as ribonuclease H-like domain-containing protein. The transcript is spliced from 6 exons. The coding region runs from base 134 to 1099 and encodes 321 amino acids. Gene Ontology annotation, cellular component: delta DNA polymerase complex. Lineage: Eukaryota; Fungi; Basidiomycota; Agaricomycetes; Agaricales; Physalacriaceae. Gene Ontology annotation, biological process: DNA replication proofreading; DNA-templated DNA replication; base-excision repair, gap-filling. Gene Ontology annotation, molecular function: DNA-directed DNA polymerase activity; 3'-5'-DNA exonuclease activity; nucleic acid binding. The record is from RefSeq and is a predicted model, not a curated record.
GAGUCUUUUCACUGGACCCUCUCUACCGAUUCACUUCAAUUGACUUCCAUCGUCCUCUCUCCAUCCAAUACAACGUCUCCUUACGAAGCUAUCGAAGCAAACGUAGACUACCCGACACGGUUCUUGGUAGACCAUGAGUUGCCAGGACCUUGGUGGUUGGGUCAAGUUCCCCGCCAAAAAGUACGAAGUCAUGCCUGACGCCGAGCGCCAAUGCCGUACUCAAAUCGAGAUUGAAAUCUCGCACGAUGAGGUGGUGACCUACGAGGACCGUGGCAAUUCCCCGCUGAGAGUUCUGUCCUUCGACAUCGAAUGCAUGUAUGAUACAGAGAACAAAUCGGUACCGUCUAUUCAUCCUAUCAUUCAGAUUUCGAACAUGGUCGUUCGAAUGGGAGAGUCUGAGCCUUUUCUGCGUGCAAUUUUCACGCUUAACUCGUGUGACCUGAUUGAAGAUGUCUACGUUUGUUCAUACUCAUCUGAGAGUAAGCUACUUGAGGCGUGGCAAGACUUCAUCCACGAUGUGGAUCCCGAUGUUUUAACAGGUUUUAACAUCUUGAAUUUUGAUCUGUGGUUCAUUAUCGAGAGGGCUCAGAAGCUGGCUACCCUUAAUGUGGAACUCAGUCGCUCCAAAGGAUCGUUGGCGAAACAUGUCAACUACAACUUUUAUUCCGAUAGAUACGGAUCCAGAGAGGGAAGAAAUGUCCAGAUACCAGGCAGAGUCGUUCUGGACUUAUUUCGACAUCUCCCUCGAAAUCACUCUACGUUUAAGCUCCAAAAUUAUGGUUUGAAGGAUGUCGCAAAAUGUCUUCUUGGCGAUGGCCCCGAUUCACAGAAGAUGGAUCUUAGCUACCAGAGCAUAACAGAACUGCAAGAAGGACCGGAAGCGAAUGGGGCGACUCGCCGCAAAAUGGCAGUAUAUUGCCUCCAGGAUGCUAGGCUGCCUUUGAAGCUUCUGCAUAAAUACGGUAUUGUGGAGGGUUAUUUGCAGAAGGGAAAGGAGAAACAGGUGCCCUUUGCGAAUCUGUUGGGUCCAUCUCAUGCAUUGCAGGAGUUGGGCGUCCCCAAUGCACGGGCCUCUCAAGCCGUUAUAUCCGACUUCUGAUUGCUUAGGGUGGUCCAUAGGUGCUGUACUUCUCAGUG